GGGAGUUUGUCUCUCCGAGCGCACAGUUCACACUUGGUCCUCACCGCGCGCGCACUAGCAGCUCCCAUUGUUUUUUUGGGGAGGGAAGGAACGCCUUUGCAUUUCCUCUCUGUUGUUGUUGUUGUUGUUGUUGUUCAAGGAAAAAGCCCGAGCUGAGGAUGAAACUGAUCCUGUUCUUCGUAGUCUCCUGCCUCGCCUUUCAAAAAGGAAACGGUGCACCUAGGAAUGCAGUGUAUAAGUUUGUGAAAUGUAACCCUGAGGGCAGCCAGGCCAACUGUGUGACCCAAAAAAGUCCACCAAUGCCAUGGAGUCCAGACCUACCCACCAAACUGCCUGCUUCAACUGGACAGUAUAUGGAGGCUGAGCCUGAGGAGGAUGAGAAUCCACUGUGGGAGGGAGAAGUGGAUUUUGUGAUGGAUGAGGACGUAAAGCCCAACGGAAGUGAAGACGGCGAGUUACCUGUCAAGGCUGGGGAGGGUUCUGGAGGAUUUGAAGGCUCUGCAGACGGACUCGUGGAAGACUGGGCAACGGGUGAGACCGGCUCCGGAGAGUCCUGGGCAGAGAAAGAUGGGAAACAAUACAAAGGUGACUUUUUUGUUGGGGGUAUGACAGGCAUGAGGCGGUUGCUCCCAAGCAAGUCUGUGAUUGCUGAGGCAAAACCAGCGGAGCAUGAGAUGAGAGAAGACCACCUUCUGCAGCUGUAGAACUUGUGCACCCACCAGCUCUAAGAACCACACACAAGCCUAGCAUCUGUUUUUAUUUCACAUUGUUUAUUCAAAUGGUAAAUUGUAAACCUAGUUUUGCAACACCACCUGGUGGUCUAAAAACACAGUUGCCCAGAGAUUGACAAAUGCCUAAUAUAUUUUAUAUUCUCAGUGUUAUUUGAGGGGCAGAAAUAAUAACUGUAAACAAUCAAAAGUAUCUGCCAAAGUUAAAGAACAAUCUGCAUAAACAAGAAACUUGCAUACUUUUUCAACCUGUACUUGCGCUUUCUUGGGGAAACUUUGUGUAAGUUGCAGUGUGCUUUUUUUGUUGUCAAAUUUAUAAUAAUUGUAAUACCAGUGCAAUAAAAUGGCACAUUCGUCCAUGCACUGCUCAUGCUGUGCUGCUUAACAGCUGUGGUUUGGAUUAUGUUCCUUUUAUAACACAAAAAACAAACAUUUGUUGAUGUUAUUAGAUCCCUUUGUCUCAAAUAUUGUGAAAAUGUAUACAUACAAAGGAGUAUCAUGCAACAUAUUUGGGGAAUUUUGAAAAAUAUGUCAUUCAAAAGAGAAUUUUGCAAACCCCUCAGGAAUAAAUUUGUGUAAUCUUAAUCACUGUGAUCUGAUUCAUAUUGAAAUGAUAUAUUGUGUACAUGCAUGCAUUUCAACAUGCUGAGCAUUGACUUUUUUGUAUUUGAAACAAAAUAAAGGAUUUAUAACAACA
Pungitius pungitius (ninespine stickleback) is the source of this 1425-nucleotide messenger RNA. It is a transcript of the gene srgn, whose product is annotated as serglycin. The record is from RefSeq and is a predicted model, not a curated record. NCBI's taxonomy places the organism in Eukaryota, Metazoa, Chordata, Actinopteri, Perciformes, Gasterosteidae. The coding region runs from base 159 to 704 and encodes 181 amino acids. The transcript has 4 exons.